AUGACACAGUUUGCUAGUGGGGCUGUCGGCAAGAAUUUACAGGAGGGGCUUGGGACCCUUGCGACAAAGGCUCAAGGCAUACUUGGUCAGGGUUUGCCUAAAAAUGCUCCACCAGGCUCCACGCCAGAACUUGCGCGAUCAAGGGACCCAAUGUCCGCCGGUGGAGUCACAAGUGGCUUUGCUUUGCCGGUGGAAUCACAACUACAGCUGCAGGAGCCGUACAGUGCAGAUGAGGAGGGCGCAGUCCUGCGUCAGCAAGUGGUCCAGUUACAGGUAAAGAACGGGAUGCUUCAGGCGGAGCUGGAGGAGGCGCGAGGCUUUGCAGAGGAGGCUGCCCGGCUGCGGGGGCUGGUGAGCGACAUGGAGGUUAAGCUGCUAUUUGCGCUCAAGGGCACCGACGGCAUGCAGCCCUUGUUGCCCAAGGUGAUUCAGGAGCAGCAGAAGAGGAUCGACGAGCUCACUUCUGCACUGGCGGAACGUAACGGACAGACAGCAGGGCUGCGAGCAGACAACGCGCGCCUCAGGUGUCAGGUGGAGGACCUCAUGUCGAAAAUGGCCUCAUCAGCACGCCAUGCAGAGGCGACGCACAAUGAGCAGCUGAGGGAGCUGCACGGCCAGCUUAUGGCCGCGCAGGAGCAGGUGCGGCAGCUGCGCGCGGCAGCGAUGGAACGCCGCAGCGAUGGCGGCGGCAGGAGCGGCGAUGAGGCGGCGGCGCUGCGCGAACAGCUGGCCCACGCUCGCAAUGUGAUCAAGGAGCUAGAGGAGGAGGCAGAGGAGCUGCGGGCUGCGUGUGACAAGGCGCGCACGGCCCACGGUGGCGGGAGCGGCGGCGGCGGCAACAGCAGCGCGGAGGCCCUUGAGUGGCGCAUCGCGGAGCUUGAGGAGCAAUUGGAGGAGGCGAAUGACAAGCUGCAGGAGGCGGAGCGCAAGCUUGGGUCGCGCUCUUCCGGCGCAACCGCUUCGGGCUCGCCUGACAUGGCAGCUCUCGAAGCGGAGGUCCAAAAGCUGCGCGGCGAGUUGGAGAGCGAGCGGCGUAAAGUUGCGGACGUGGCGGCCGCCGCCGCAGCUGAGGCGGUGCUGGAGGGAGAGGCGGCGCUGCAGCGGCUGCAGAAACGCUUGGCAGAGGUGGAGAAGGGCGAGCAGUUGCAGGCGGCCGCGCGUAAUGCCGUGGAAAGGCACGCUGGGGAACUUGAGGCGCAGCUGGAGGCGCUGCGGACAGAGCACCAGCGGGCGAUGGAAGCGGCCGCCACAGAAUCAACGGGCGCAAAAGCCGCUAUUAAAGCAGAGGAGGCCGCUGUUGCAGAGUUGCAGUCACAGCUGGACGCUGCCACAGUUCGCAUCGGCGCAUUGGAGCGUGACUUUGCUGCCGCAAACGAGCAGUGUGCUGCUCUGCAGCAGCAGCUGUCGGCUGCAGUGGCCAGGGCUGCUUCGUCUGAGGCCUCGGCAGAGCAGUUGCGCGCAAAAGAGGCGGCAACGCGGAUGGAGGCGGCUGAGGCGCACAGCCGAGCCGAUGCGACGGCGGCGCAGCUCAACGAGCUGCAGCGCGCCGUAGCGGUGGCGGAGCAGCGUGCUGGCGAGCUGGCGACGGAGCUGGUCGUCACCCAGAGGAAACUGGAGACCGCUACCGAGCGCAUUGUGCUUUACACAGAGCGGGAGCACGAAGCCGAGCAGAUUGUGGCUACCUAUUCCGCGGCAGAGGCGAGGUAUGCAGACGCGCAGGAGGAGCUUGCGCAGCUCCGGGACCGGAAUGAGAAGCUGCGGGAAGCGCUGGCUCUGGCUGAGGUGGAAGCGGCUGCUGCCAGGGACGAGGCGGAGCAGCGCCAAGAGCAGGCUCAACUUGCAAAUGAGAAGGUGGCCCAGCUGCGUGCGCAUCUGGACAAGUUGAGGGAGCGUAAGGCCGGGCUCGAAACGCAAGUGCAGGAGUUGCAAGACAAGCUCGCUGCAUCCCAGUUGGAGGUAGAGGCAGCCAAGAGUAGUCUCGCGGCUCAGGACCCGCCGAGCAGACAAGCAGGGGUAACGGCGGUAGCGGCACUGAUUGGGGCGGAGGUAGGUGUGGUUUCGGAGCUGCCGAGGGGCAACAGCGUCACGGCGGCGUCGAGCCAGACAAUCGAGUUGCCGGCCGCCAGCGUGUCGACUGACACUGCUGGGCUGCCGCGAGCGGAGAUGCCGACCGCUUCCACAGACACGGAGGGGCUGCCCCGGUUGCUCAUGCCGACCGCUUCCACAGACACGGAGGGGCUGCCCCGGCUGCUCAUGCCGACCGCUUCCACAGACACGGAGGGGCUGCCCCGGUUGCUCAUGCCGACCGCUUCCACCGAUACCACCGGGUUGCCACGACCGGACAUGCCCAGCGCGGCCACGGAUACGAUAGGACUGCCUCGGGCCCUCAUGCCCACGGCUUCCACGGACACAGAGGACCUGCCAUCGCAACCACGGCCUGUAGCCGAAUAUGUCGUUGGUGCGAAGGCGGAGGCGGAGACAGCCGGAGCUGCAACGGAGACUGAGCCGAGCCUCGAUGUGGGAGCAGAGCCUGAGGGAAUGGAGGCAGAGGAGCAGAUGCUACGGCAGAAGUGGCUGGUUUCGGAGCUUACCGCGCAGUUGGAGGCUAUGCAGUUGUCCGCGGCAGCGCUCGUGGAGCAGCUGAAGGAGCGGGAGGCAGAGGUUGCGCUGCUGCGGGCCGCCACGACCGCGCCUGGAGCUGCUCAUGCCAGCCAGGUGGGUGCUAUCGAGGUGGGGGAUGGUGCGGUCGUGGAGGCAUCCCUGGCCCAAGGCGCCAACGCCGAGGCCGAGACGGUGGCAGAAGCGGCGGCGGAGGUGGCAAAGCCUGCGGAAGCAGCUGCUGUGCCAGGUCGCGGUUGGGAUCAAGAGGAGUGGGACGCUUGGGACGGCGAUGAGCAGUCGCCGCAGCCAGGGCCAGCACCCGCCAGCAGCACGAAUGCGACGGCGGCGACUGCUGCUGUUGGUGCGAGUCUUGCGGCGGAUGGUAUAGCUGAGGCCGGCGGCAGCGGCGCAGCAGCGCCAGCUGCGGACGGAACAUUGGACGCAGCGGAGGCGCGCGUCGCGGUGUACGCGUCGGAGUUGGCACUGCUGCAGGAUACGAUUAAGCAGCUUCUGAGCUGCUGGAGCGGCUCGGCGGCUGCGCCGAUGGCCAACGGCUACACGCCUGGUCAUGACCAUGGCCACAGCAACGGUGACAGAAGCAGCCCUGGCAUCCAUGACGUGGGCAGCUCUCAGGAAACGGCCGUGCUGGGCAGUACGGUGGUGGCGCUGCUAGGGCAGCUGCAGGCUCACUUCGAAGAGGCGGCCUUUCUGCGGCAUCAACUGGUCGAAGCGGCGGAGGAGCUGGAGCGGCUGCAGGCCAGGGUUUCUGCUGCCGAAGCGCAUGGUGGCAACGAGGAUGGCGACGUGGCGCAGCGCUUGGAGGAGCUGGAGGGCGAGAUGGCGCACAUGAUGCAGGACAUGGCCGCCGCAGAGCAGCGCGCUCAGGCCGCUGAGGCUGCAGCUGCCGCUGCUGCUUCCUUGCGCCAGCAGCUUGAGCACCAGCUCCAGCGCUCUGACGAAGCCGCCGCCUCGGCUGAUGCCAAUUUACGGCAGCUCGGCAUUGAGCUAGAUGCCGCCCUGUCGGAAGCAAAGUUGGCAGGGGAACGCGCGGCGGAAGCUGCUACCGAGCUGGCGUCGUGCCGCGCGGAGCUGGCGGAGAUGCGCGCGGCGCUAGAGGCUGCCGAGGGGACGGGUGCCGCGAAGCUGGCUGUGGUGGAGAAAGCGUUAGCAGAAUCCCGGGCGGCUUCGGAGGCGGCGGAGACGCGGGCCGCCGACGCCCUUGCGGCAGCGUCCGCAGCGGAAGCUCGCCUGAAUGAACAGGAGGCGCGACUGGUAUUGGCGGAGCAGGCGCUGGCGUCAGCGACGGCCGCCGUCGAGGUAAACGCCACUGAAGCAGCAGCGCCUCCGCCUCCGCCAGGCGCAGCCUCGUCACCCAUCUCGCCUGAGCAUCUAGGCCUUAUGCGACAGAUAGCCGCAGCCGCGCAGACCUUUGCGCCGCUGUUCCAUGCGGUCAAGGCUUCGUGUGGCAGCGUGGACGAGCUAUCGCAGCGGGUUUCGGAGCUGGAGGCCCUGGCGACCAAGCUCAUGGACAUCGUGGCGGCUGGCGGCGCGCCCGCGGCGCCGCCCUCCUAUGAGCAGUCCUUCAAAUCCAGAAACAUAGGGCCGGCAGCAGCGAUGCUCUUGGCUGCUGAGGCCGUAGCGGCAGCGGUAGAGGAGACGUCCGCUGCCGCUGACAGACCUGCCGGUGGCGCCAGCCCUAGCGGCAACCCGCCGCCGGACUUGCCAAAAAUCUUGACCAGGAACCUGAGCGCCAGUCGGCGCGUCAGCGAUGAUGCCAGCUUGCGGCUGCGGCUGGAGAUGGCGGAGGCUGCGGUCCGCUCGGCUGAGUCGGAGCUGCGCAUACAGACCAAUCUGGCUGAGUCACUUCGGGCGGAGCUGCAGGAGCUGCAGGCCGCCUUGGAGGCGCGGCGUGCGGCCACAGUGUCCAAGACGUUUUUCGGUCGUCAGCUCAUCAUUACCGCGGGCGUGGCACAGGACCCUUGUUGGUUGUAUUUCAUCGCGUGCAACUGUCGCUCAAGCGAUCAUGUGCCCCCAUACGGUCACACGCUAAACUGGACAUCGCGGUGCAGAAGCGUGGAGACCGUCGCGGCUAUGGAGGCAUCAUACAAGGAGCAAAUCAUGCAGCUUCAGGGUUACCUCAACAGGGCGGCGGACAAGCAGGCGCGCCAGAUCGCGGCCUUUGAGGAGGAGCACUCGCAGGCGCUAGCCGUGGAGCAAGCGCAGAGGGCGGCGGCGGUUGCGGCGGCUGCAAAGGCAGCGGAGGAGCGUGCCGCGGGGCUCGAGUUACAGCUGGAGGCGGUGCAGCUCGCGAGGGUGGCGGCGGAGGGGCGUGUGGCAGCUGCAGAGGUGGCAGCGGAGGAGGCCAAGCGGCUGGCGCAGGACAUCGAGCGGGGAUGGGGAGAGCGGCUUGAGAGGUUGCAGAAGAUCAACAAGAAGCGGGCGGCGGAAUUGGACGAAGCACGAGCCGAGAGCAGCGGCCUCAGUGAGCGCCUGGCUGCUUUGACCGAGCAGGUGACUUCAUUGCAGGCGGAGCUUCUCGAGGCACAGAGGCAGCUGGAGUCGGAGCGUGCAUCUGGGGGGGAGCUGCGUGCGCGGUUGGCCUCUCUGCAGGAGGCGGGUGACAGCACAGGGCUCGAGGUUUCGGAGCUUCGGUCGCGUGCCGAGGCGGCGGACGCCCAGGUGGCUGACCUGGAGCAGCGAGUGACCACCGCGGAGGCCAGGCUGCUGGCCAGCGAGGCCGACCGGUCAAAACUGGCCGAUCAGCUGGUACUGUUGCACUCGCUGCGGGAGGAGCGCGCAGCGGCGCUGGCGGCGCUGGCGGAGGCGCGGGAUGGGCAGGCGGGCUUUGAAGCGUUGCGAGUGCGGUGCGAGGCGGCGGAGGCCGCCCGGGACCGCACGGCGCAGGAGCUGAGUCGUGUGACAGCGAUGAUGGGCAACUUGGAGGCGCGCCUGCAGCAGGUGGAGGAUGAGAACGAGGGACUGGUAGCGGAGCUGGAUGAGGAGCGGCGCCGAGGGGCCGCACUGGCCCGGACCUGGGCUGGGGAGCUAGAGGCGCUGCCGACGCUGCCGCGAGACCGCUGGCCUGCGGCGGUUCGGCGACUGGUUGACGGACUGGAGAGCCGCGCAGGGCAGGCGGUGGAAACCUCUAGUCGGGUUUCCGACCCCUCUGGCCACAGCCAUGCCGAUGACUCAGCGGCGGCUGAGCUAGAGGCGCUGCGCGAGGCGGCCAAGGCGGCCGCGGAGCGUACGGCGCGAGUGGAGGCGCAGGCAGCGGCCGCCAAUGCGGCCUUGGAUGCGUUGCGGCGGCAAAUGGACGAGGCGCGGGCGCGGGCGGAUGCGGAGGCACGCAUGGAAGGGGCACGCAGGCUGGGGGAGCUGGAGGAAAUCCAAGGGCUCCGUGACAAGAGCCGGACGCUGCUAGAGGAGAAGGAGCUGGAGGCGGAUGCGCUGCGAGCGCAGCUACGCCAGGCGCGCACGGCAGCUGCAGGACUGGGCGCAGGGAGCUCAUCCACCUCGCUGCUGUAUAAAGCCGGCGCUGGCAGCAAUGUGUCCCUGACCACAGUCGCACCGGCGCCAGCCGGGCCUGGUGACGGCGAGGCCCAUCUCCAGCAUCAGCGGCCGCUGUCUGGGUCAGCCUCCAAUUUGUUGCAGCCCCAGCUGAGCACGUCGUCGUCGGGAAUUGUUGCGAACAGUGCUCUCCAGUUGCAGGGCGCGACCGAUCCGGCGGUGCUGGCGCUGCGCUCCCAGAUUGCGGCCCUGCAGCACGAGCUGGAGGAAUACAAGUGGGUGUAUGGGGGCGAGGGUGCGGCGUAUAAGGGGCCAUGCAUGCUCUGCGCCAGCCAUCGGCGCCAGCGUUGGCCCUUCGUUUUAAACAUACCAGAGCACCUCUCCCGCCUGGAGAGUUCCCACGCCUAUUUGGAUGCGGUGGACAAGGCUGCAAUUGACGUAAUUGCUUCCAUCCUUGCAUGCCAUAUUCUGCUGCCGGCCUGGUGUUUCAGGCACGCCUACGAGGACGCCGAAUCGACCCACCAGCUGCGUGACACGGCGCAGGCGGCUCUGCGGGAGGAGCUGGCGCGACUGCAGGCGCAGAUGCAAGUCAGCAACCAGGACGUUCAGUACCUCCGGGCGGCCAUCAUUAGCUUCUUCGAGAGCGGUUCACUGCCCCGGGAGGGGCCCGUUCUACAAGUGCUGUCCAGGCUACUGCGCUUCACACCCACUGAGAUGGCGGGCAUUGCCGCGGCUGACCACGCGCAUCGCAGCGGCAGGCGCGGCACAGGCGUCAGCGGGGCGGCGCCAGCAACCCAUGGGCCGGGGCAGCACGCGGCGGCCGGGGCAGGCGGCGGCGGCCUUGGGCUGCUGGCCUCAGUCACAUCAAAGGUUGCAUCAGCUGUUAGCGGCCGUACACAAUCGCAAUCGGGAAUUGGCGGGCCUGCGUUACCGAGCUUGAUGCCGCAGCUUUCCUUUGGGCAUCGCUAG
Molecule: messenger RNA, 7077 nt
Organism: Volvox carteri f. nagariensis
Lineage: Eukaryota; Viridiplantae; Chlorophyta; Chlorophyceae; Chlamydomonadales; Volvocaceae
Exons: 21
Coding region: 1-7077 (2358 amino acids)
Source: RefSeq, a predicted model, not a curated record